UGGUUCUUGCAGACGAACAAAGCAAAAGAAAAAAAAAAACGUUCAUCUCUCGUCCAGAGGCUCACUUUGCUCCGCUACCGCUACACAGAAGCGCUGGAGAGAAUGGCUUCGGGAGGGAACCAACGGGAAGAAGAAGGCGUUGCCAAAGAUGGAACGGAGGCCGGCACGAAAGGAGGUGAGCAUGGAGGUGAGCAUUUGGAUUUAGAGGCGGAGCCGCUCAACGUGAGGAUUCGACAUUCUCUCGAGGACACCUUCAACCAGUCGGUGCAAGCCGUGAAGGACGCAGUGAUCGGUGCCGAGGUGGACGACUCUGGUGACAACGAGAAGCAGCAGACCCGGCAGGAUUUACCAAAGGAACCCGACUCCAAAUCGCUGCUCCAGUCGGUGGAAGACUCCUUCAACCAGUCGGUGCAAGCCGUGAAGGACGCAGUGAUCGGUGCCGACGUGGACGACGUUGAGAAGCAGCAGCCACAGCAGGAUCUACCAAAGGGGCCCGACUCCAAAACGAUGCUCCAGUCGGUGGAAGACACCAUCGCCCACUCGGUCCAGUCGGUGGAAGAGACGAUCGUUCAGUCGGUCCAGACGGUGAAAGAGGCUGUGAAUGCCGCUGCCGAGGCCGCCGCUGCUCCAGCUUCCUCGGAUGAUCUCAGGAGGAAAAACGCCGUGACAGUGGAAGACGAGGCGGCCAUUUUGGUCCAUUCUGUAGUCCAGGACUAGGAUAAAAACGAAGAAGCAAUGCUUUGAUAUGAUAGAAGUUCCUUGUUUGUAAAUACGAUGGCAUUUCUCGUUC
Messenger RNA from Selaginella moellendorffii, 790 nucleotides. RefSeq lists its product as uncharacterized. Bases 103 to 717 code for a protein of 204 amino acids. The transcript is spliced from 2 exons. Lineage: Eukaryota; Viridiplantae; Streptophyta; Lycopodiopsida; Selaginellales; Selaginellaceae. The record is from RefSeq and is a predicted model, not a curated record.